UGCUAAACCUUGUGGGAAUGGCUGGUGUGUGAUCGGGGGUUGGGCCGCUGGAAGCGAACGCAGAGUUAAAGAGUUUUUAAUGUCCGCCAUGUUGGCCAUGGCGUAUUGAACCAGGGAGAGGGAGCGGAGCUACGGAAAAAAAGAGACCGAGAGAGAGCGACCAAGAUCCGGGCCUUCCCGGCUCCGUUCUUCUCGCCAUACCCAUAUUUUGUAACCAAUCGAACGGUUGACUCCUGGAGAACGCCACAGUUCCAUCAAUGAGAACUAACAUUUGUACAGUUGUGAUUCGUAGGGGAUCGGAUAGAUAUAUGCUGCACCUUUCAUUAUAAAAAAAUGAGUAAAUUGUCGUUUCGGGCACGGGCGCUGGACGCUACCAAGCCACUACCCGUCUUCCGCUGCGAGGACUUGCCAGACCUGCACGAAUAUGCCUCAAUUAACCGAGCGGUACCGCAGAUGCCGACGGGGAUGGAAAAAGAGGAGGAAUCGGAACACCAUCUCCAGCGGGCCAUCUCGGCGCAGCAGGUGUAUGGGGAGAAGAGGGACAGCAUGGUGAUCCCCGUGCCCGAGGCGGAGAGCAACAUCCCCUACUACGAAUCGCUCUACCCUGGGGACUUCAAGAUGCCAAAGCAGCUCAUCCACAUCCAGCCCUUCAGCUUGGAUGCGGAGCAGCCGGACUACGACCUGGACUCGGAGGACGAGGCGUGCAUGCUGCAGCUGCAGAAGCAGAUGGAGAUCGGAGCCAUGCAGUUCGAGGAGAUGAUCGAGCGGCUGGAGAAGGGCAGUGGCCAGCAGCUGGUGACUCUGCAGGAGGCCAAGCUGCUGCUGAAGGAGGACGACGUGCUCAUCCAGGAGGUGUACGAGUACUGGAGCCGCAAGCGGCGGAGCUGCUCCAGCGGCUCGCUCAUCCCCACCGUCAAGCAGGAGAAGCGGGACGGCUCCAGCACCAACGACCCCUACGUGGCCUUCCGCCGUCGCACGGAGAAGAUGCAGACGCGCAAGAACCGUAAGAACGACGAGGCGUCGUACGAGAAGAUGCUGAAGCUGAGGAGGGACUUGAGUCGCGCCGUGUCCAUCCUUGAGAUGAUCAAGAGACGCGAACGCAGCAAGAGGGAGCUGCUCAGCCUCACACUGGAGAUAGUCGAGAAGAGGAACGGUACGCCCGACUUCGGUGCGGAUGUGAUGGCGGAGGCUCUGGCCCAGCGGGCUCUGGUGAAGCCCAUCUACAGCCUGCCCCUGCUGCCCAUCCCCUCCAGCGGGCAGCUACGCCACCACGACCUCCUGGAGCUUAAGGACUACCGCAGCAAGCCGGAGAAGACGGAGGUGGUGCGCACCAAGAGGAAAUAUGAGAAGAAGCAGAAGCCUCCGGCCCUCUCCGCCUCCCAGCACAGCGGCCCCGCCAUCUUCAACCCCAAAGACCUCAACCAGUACGACUUCCCCAGCUCCGACGACGAGCCCUACACUCAGAUCCACUCAGGUUCGUCAGAGGCAGAGGAGGAGAACGAUCCAGACGGAGUGUAUGCCUUCAGGAGGAAGGCUGGCUGCGUAUACCAUGCUGCGCGGUCGGAGAGUGGCAGCUGGCCCUGGACCGUGCCGGAGGAGGGCGGCUCAGGCGACCCGCGCUUCCGUUUCUCCCUCACCUCCCUCAACAACCCCCUGCGCUGCCUGGGCCUGGCACGCCGACGCCUCGGACGAGGGGGCAGGAUUCUGCUGGAUCGGGCUUCCUCGGAUCUGGACAGCGUGUUCCACAGACUGGACUCCAUGUCCGAACCGGACCUCUCCCCCUUGCACUCCGCCAGUACCUCAGACGCACCCACACACACGGACAUGGACACACACCCGGCGGACCGGCGCGGAGACCCCGCCGCCGCCGCCGACACACACACACACGCAAACACAGACGCUCACACCGCCACCACCGCCACCUCGUCGUCCUCCUCCUCCCAGUCGCCGUCGUCGUCGUCGCAAUCGCGCUCGCUGGCCCACGAGCUGCGGCAGGUGCUGCUGAACAUCAGGACGUGCCGCUGGAGGCACUUCCGCCCGCGGACGCACACCGCCAGCCAAUCGGCCGCCGCCGCCGCCGCAGCCCGCCGUCCGCUGCGCGGGAUUGGCCGAGGAGGAGUCGGCGCCGCCCAGGGCCGCAUCACACCGUUAAUCAUGGUUACACCAGAGCAGUUCCAGCAGCAUCAGGAGCAGCUGGCCCUCAUGCAGAAAGAGCAGCUGGAGCAACAAGCCAACCAGACGGUGACCCCCACACAGAUUGUUCAGAUGCUGGACUCUGCCGGUGCCCAGUUUGCGGCCUCGGCGCUGGUGUCGUCCGACCAGCUGCUCACCCUCAAGGUCAAAGAGGAGGGCAGUGGAGGGGGAGGGGUCAACGGCGUUCUGCAGCCCUCAGGUGUGUACAAGGGCUUACUCCUCCCCACCAACACCACCAGCCCGUCGACCACGACGGUCUCCUCGACGGUGACCCCUUCCUCCGCCUCCUCGACCCCCAACAGCAACUCUGCCCACGCCCCCAACGCCCACCUGGCCCUGGGUAACCACGGCAACCCCACAAACUCUGCACCGCCCGUGCUGAUCGGCAACAACCUGCGGCUGAGCAUGCCGGCGCCGCCCAUCACGAGCCUGAGCGCGCGGCACCUACCCAGAAGCCUCAGCGUCAGCCCCGCCGCCCUCAAGCUCAACAACAACUGUCAGAUCCCCAAGGUGGCCACGGCGACCAGCAACAUGGACCUGGUGCCCAGGGAGAACCACGAGCAGGAGAAGUCUCUGAACAGCUUGUCGGAGACCACAGUGGCCAUGGAGGUGACGUAGUGAGCCCAGUAAGGGGAGGGGCCUAGCCCCUCUCCCCCUGUCCAUCAACGGGUGCUGUGCACCAAUCACCAACCGGGGAUGCAAAGGGACAGCCCACGGCGGGUCUCCACGGCAACGGCCGCGGACUGGACGGCAACAACUCAUCUCUUCGCCGCUUUUUUUUUUUUUUUUUUUUUUUUUUUUAAACGUUUGUGUUUGGAUCACCGAACCUACCCCCCCUCCCCACACACAUCUUUCUUCUUUUUCUUUUUUUUUUAUACAAACUUCACGACUUUGCAGACCUUACAAUAAGAGCAUCCACUGUACAGGAACUGUGUCCGGACUCCCUGUAUAUAAGUUACUUGAAUACAGAACUGUUCAUUUGUGAUGUUUUGCACUUGGGAAUCAACAUUUAAAAAGAAAAAAUGAAAAAGAAAAAAAAGGCAAAAAGCAGAUGGAG
Messenger RNA from Sardina pilchardus (European sardine), 3250 nucleotides. RefSeq names its product enhancer of polycomb homolog 1 (Drosophila) a (gene epc1a). NCBI's taxonomy places the organism in Eukaryota, Metazoa, Chordata, Actinopteri, Clupeiformes, Clupeidae. The coding region runs from base 334 to 2811 and encodes 825 amino acids. The transcript is spliced from 14 exons. The record is from RefSeq and is a predicted model, not a curated record. Gene Ontology annotation, biological process: regulation of transcription by RNA polymerase II. Gene Ontology annotation, cellular component: piccolo histone acetyltransferase complex; NuA4 histone acetyltransferase complex.